This is a messenger RNA of Schistosoma bovis, 1530 nucleotides long. The record is from the annotation of a GenBank genome assembly. Lineage: Eukaryota; Metazoa; Platyhelminthes; Trematoda; Strigeidida; Schistosomatidae.
AUGGUUGGCAAUGAUUUUAAUGAAAUUCCCUUACGUUUAACAAUAGCUUACCAUGGUGCUCACCAAAAUAAUAUCACCAGUUGCAGUUUUUCUAAUUGCGGUCGAUUCUUCGCCUUUGUUGAUCAGCCACAGAUUGUCUUGGGUUACUGUGUAAAUGACAUACUAUCAACGUGCUUGGAUGAAAAUAAUUUCAAACCAUCUUUAUCAUCUCAUUGUCAAACAUCUAGUUUAUUGUCAGAUGAAAUUAUUAACAAUACAGAAUCAUUAAAUUUAUAUGCAAAUCUUACAGAUAGUAGUAAUAACUGGAAAAUAUUAACAUCAGAACUGUUACAUGGUGAUGCACUACCUGUAAAUAUGAAACCAAUAUUUCGUAUAAAAACUAACGGAGAUGUGAUUAGUAUGACUUUUGCCUCUGGGGAUAGUGCAUUUUGUCGAUUGCCCCACCGUGCAAAUAAGCGUAGAUCGUCUAUUGUUCGUGAAUCACAAGUCUCAUUAUUACUGUUGGGUUUAGCUUCUGGUGUCAUUGAAGUUUAUAAUGUAUUUAGUCUAGUAUCAAGUUCUCCACAUAUCCCCAAGUAUGUCUUGACAGAUGAUUGUACCCUUGUAUAUCUCCUCUCAGCUGCUGUAGACGGAAGUCUUCGUGUUGGAUCCGUACAUCGUGGUGGUGAAGUGAGAUUAUGGGAUUUAUGGGAUGAUGGUAAUAUGUACGGGAAAUUACAACAUAAAUUCACUGUUCCAACAGAUCAACCAUGCAGUGAAAUUCAAGGUGAAGCAUGUACAUUUGCUUGGCAUCCAUGCGGCAGACAUGUAUUCCUAGCUGGUGAAAGAGGCCAUGGUGUUGUACUCGAUGCUGAAUCUCCUUUUUCUCGAGUCGCCUACAUACGAUCUGGUCAUUAUCAUCGAAUAUCAGUUGCAAAAUUUUCAAAAGAUGGUAGUUUAUUAAUUACUGCCUCUUAUGAUUCAUGUUGUGCUGUAUGGUCUGUACCGGAAUAUCAAUGCUUACAUCGUUUCUGGCAUAUGGGACGUGAACCCAGUAUUCCUCUUCGUGGUGGAUCAAAUGGUCAUCAUAUAUACGGUUUAUCUCUGUCCCCAGAUGAUUUUUACUUUAUUACCGUUUGCGAAGAUAGAUGUAUUCGUUUAUGGCCAUUGGCUCCUGUCAAUUCUCCAUUGAAGAUCUAUUUCGAACUUGCACUCCAAACUCAUACUAAUCUUAAAUUUCGUAGCUUAGCUUUCAGCCCAUGUGGUCGUAUAGUUGCUGUUACUACGAAUAAUCAUGAUGUACUUCUAUUUACAACACGAUCUGAAUCAAUUCGUCUUGGUACACAAUGUCUUCAUGCAAUCCGAAAAUGUGUUGUUGAAAAUCUUUUGAAGAAAACUAUGCAUCGCUCAAUUAAACAUCAAUAUCAUAAUAAUGAUUUGUCACUAACAACUAGCAAUAACAGUUACAAUACAUUAUUUCAAAAUUGCAUUUCACAAAUCCACUUACCAUCUCCAGUGAAAAAAGCAAUUUUAAGAAAUUUUGUAAAUUGA